AUGGACCACUCCAGAGCCAAGAUGACCGUCUUCCAGUACCAGCUGUUCCAGUUCUGGUACAGUGCGGGCUUCAUGCCCCUCCUGGGCCUCGACGACGAGGGCAUUCUGGCCAAAGCGCUGGUCCGGCUGCUGCGCGUGCUCGAGGACAAUCGAGAGCUCGCUGAGAUCGGCGAGUCCGGUGACAUUGCCUUUGCUGGCUGGAGCCUCAAGAACACCAUGCUCGACUGCAUUGAAAAAGCCGAGGCCCUGUUGGACCGGCAGCUGCGGCUGCAGCAGCAACAGGAGGUGUCGGAAGGCUACACCACGGCGCCCGUGGCGCGGGGUCCAGCCACCGCAACGGCCUCGCUGUCGGCCCGCCUCGUCGAAAUCUCCAUUGCCGUGUCCGACAUGCUCGCCCAAGUCAAGUCGGCCCAGGAAGUGCAGCAUCUGCAGGACCGCAUGAAGCAGGGCUUCAAGACAGUCCAUUCCCACUCAGGCAGCCGCUGGAAUAUUUUCAGCAAGACCGAUGCGCUGUCUUUGGCUUCGGUGCCGCCUGCUGACGCACCGCCGGGGCCGCCGCCUCCUGCGCCACCGCCGUACCGCCCAUGGCCCGGUCGGCCUCCGGCACCGCCGUCGCCGUCGCCGCCAUGGUCCCAGCGCCCGUCGGCCAUCGCGCCGUACAAUCCCAACGUGGGCCCCUCCAUGCACAGCACCGACCGCAGCAACGGCUCCAACAGCAACGAAAGCGCGGACAAGGACAAGACAGAAGACAUACCUGGAAACACUGUGGUGCUGCGCCUCAUCAGCAACCACUACUUCCAGGGCGCCGCGCGAGCCAGCGACGCCCUAUCGGCCGAGUGCCUCUUUGACAUUGUGCGCCAGAUCGCGCCCGAGGGUGCCUUUUCGUACGAGCACAUGGUCGCCGACAACAACCUCGAGGCCCUUGUCUGCGUCACAGCCGGCUGGGCACUGGCCCAGAAGGGCUUCCAGAUGUCGCCCACGCGCAUGGAGAAACUGUCGUACCCGCAGCUCGCUAACCUGCUGGUGCUGUCUGGCAACCAGCUGUACCGCCCGGCGGCCGUCUUGCCCCUUCCCAUCCCAGUUCCGGCGUCGUCGGCCCUCUCCUCGUCCUCGUCUCUGGACACGGGCAGCGAUUACCACAAUGUUCCGAGCUCCGUCAACACGACGGCCACCAACGCAUCGUCGGCAACCACCGCCACUACGACCACGACGGCCACGACUGGCAACAAGCCACCCAUUUUCCGUGUUUUGGCCAUUGCAGCGGCUAAAGCGGCCUCGUCGUCGACUGACUCGUCGCCCGAUGGCCCCUCCUCGAGCCCUCAUGCCUCCUCUUCCCGAGACUCGCCACCCACUCGGCUGCCGCCACCCGCUCGUCCCUGGUCGUCUGACCCUCUUGCCUAUGCUGGUGCUCUUCGCCCUCAUCUCAAUGGUACGGAGGGCCCGAAAGGCAUUCCGCCAUAUUGCGGGGCCGGUAACGGUUCCUUACCGGGGCGACUCCCUCUGACUCGGAAUGCGCCUGUCAUCGGCAUGAACCGUAACGCGAGGAUGCCGGGACAGCCGUACAACUUUCUGGCAAAUUCUUCGCGUCACGGGAUGCCCGGUGUGCGUGGGUGGUUUCCCGCUAUGGUGCCCACGAGCAUGAAAAAGAAGAACAAGAACGGCCGGGGCCGGUAUGCGCGCUCCUUAGACGCAAGCACUGUCCGGAGCGACAGUGUGAGCACCAGAAGUGCGACGAGCGACAGCGACAGCAACAGUGGCAGCAGUAGCGAUAGCGACAGCGACAGCGACAGCGACAGUGACAGUGACAGCGAUGCCAGCUCCGUCUAUGCCCGCAACAAAAAGACGAGCAAGAAGUCAAAGAAGACCAGCAAGAAAUCAAAGAAAUCAAAGAAGUCGAAGAAGACCAAAAACAAGAAGGAUGUCGACUCGGACGACUCGGACUGGGAGGCUGUGAGUGACCGGUCGGUCGCCCUGUAUCGGGCCUCGGACUCGGACUGGUCGUCGUCGUCUGACCCGGAGGUGAGCUCGGGCUCCGACUCGGACUCGGACGCCGUCUAUUCCUCGGAUGGCUCGGUGGACCGCCGCAAGGCCAAAAAGGCAAAGAAGACCAAGGCCAAAGCCAAGGCCAAGGCAAAGCGUCGUGCUACACGCAAGGCGGCCCUGACGGACAGCGACUCCGGCUCAUCGGAUUCCGAUGUGGACUCGGACGCCGACUCGGACUCAAACUCCGACUGCGCGCCAGACGCGCGCAGGUAUCCGGACUCGGAUGCUACCGGUUCCGGUACCGACUCGGACGGCUCCGACAGCGCCGACGACUCGGAUGCCCGGUCCGUCGCAAGCUCGAUCGCGCCACGCGACCUCCCUCGCAAAGGCAAGCGGUCCAAGAAGUCGUGCCGGCGCAAGAACGAGGCGGACGAGGACAUGGACGACAUCAUGGCUGCUCUGCGCAAAGCAAAGGCCAAGGCGAAGAAGGCCAAGGCCCAAGGCAAGCGCUCCAAGAAGACCAAGAGCAAGACGGCCGGCAAGGGCAGCCGCAGCGCCAAGAGCAAGCGUCGGGGCAGCUUUGUCGUCGUAAAAGCAUAA
This is a messenger RNA of Sporothrix schenckii 1099-18, 2583 nucleotides long. RefSeq lists its product as uncharacterized. NCBI's taxonomy places the organism in Eukaryota, Fungi, Ascomycota, Sordariomycetes, Ophiostomatales, Ophiostomataceae. The transcript has a single exon. The coding region runs from base 1 to 2583 and encodes 860 amino acids. The record is from RefSeq and is a predicted model, not a curated record.